GCCUCGAAGAAGACCUGUUCUUCCGGGAAAAUGGCGACUCCCGCUCGCGCCCCGGAGUCGCCGCCGGCCGCGGAACCUGCACCAGCGGCGGGGCCUGCCGAGGAAGCCGAGUGCCCGCCUCCUCGCCAGCCUCAGGCCCCGCAGAAUGUCCUUGCUGCCCCGCGGCUUCGAGCCCCAAGUUCCCGAGGACUUGGGGCAGCGGAGUUUGGUAGAGCUGCGGGAGAUGUUGAAGCGCCAGGAGAGACUUUUGCGCAACGAAAAAUUCAUUUGCAAAUUGCCCGACAAAGGUAAAAAAGUGUUCGACAGUGUUGCCAAACUGAAAGCUGCCAUUGCAGGGCGUGAAGAAGUUAGAGGAGUAAGUGAACUCUUUCAUCCUGUUAGUUUAGAAUCUACACUAAAGCAAAAAGCAAAUGCAGACAUUGAUGUGGACAUAGACAAGACCCAAAAUCCUGACGAGAUACUUGAUACUUCAUCCCUAGUUCCUGGCUCUUCCUCUGUAGAUACCAUCAAGUCUUCUCCGACAGCCUCACCCCAAAACGGACUUGUACCUCCUCACGCUGGUGAUGAAGAGCGUCAAGAGGCUGAGCCCCCGGUGAACAGGUGCCCAGCUGCCAGUCCCAGGGCCAGGGUGCUGUCCUCCUCUGAAGCCGGAGAGCAUUCCUCCCUGCAGAGGGCUUCAAGUCAAGUGGAAGACGCUUCCAGCAGCCUUGAUAGUUUGUUUCUUGACAAAUUACAAAGGAUCACAAUUUCAGACCAAGGUGAACACCCCUCCGAAGCAAACACAAGGACCGAGAACUUAACGGCCUUUAGUAGCAGGAGUCAGAGGAAGCCUCAUUACAUGGAGGUGCUGGAAAUGCGAGCCAGAAACCCAGUGCCAACAGCACAGAAAUUUAAAACCAAUGUGUUACCCUCUCGGCAGAGUGAAUCACCUGGUCACCAGCAUAGGGGAGUGUCUCCUUUGGCCUCAGAAGAGCGACUGCGCAGGGACAAGCAGCAUCUUGAUGACAUCACAGCAGCUCGACUUCUCCCACUUCACCAUAUGCCCACGCAACUGCUCUCUAUGGAGGAAUCUUUGACGCUUCAGAAACAGCAGAAACAGAACUAUGAGGAGAUGCAGGCAAAACUCGCAGCACAAAAAUUAGCUGAAAAACUGAAUAUUAAGAUGCAGAGUUACAAUCCAGAAGGAGAGUCUUCAAGGCAGUAUCGGGAAGUAAGGGAUGAAGACGAUGACCAAUCCUCAGAUGAUGAAUGCUGACGAUGGCUGUUGGGAUCAUCUCCUAAAUCUGACUGUUAAUGUCACUGUCUCACAUCAGACUUCCUAAGUAUCAAGAUCAAUGUCAGAUGUUGUUGGGCAAAAGAAUUAUGUGACGUUACCAAGGGUAUCUGUGAACAAAAGCCCAGUUUGUCUUUCAGAAGAUGACUUUCAUGUGCUUGAAGUUUAAUAUUUGAAUAUUGUGUCUAUUCACAUUGUAUUAAAAUUUUGCAGUAUGUUGUGCAUUGGUCUGAUAUUUUAGUAUAUAGUAGAAAAUUUUUUUUCUUUGAGCCAAAUGAAAGCAGAUAAUUUUGCUUUAUUCUUUUACCUCUAUCAAACAGCAUUUAUUACAUCUUUUAUUACAUCAGUGAAAUACUUAGUCAUCCCAGGCACCUGAAGUAAAUUAGGAAGACCUAGUUCCCUCCUUUUUUAAAUAACAAAGGGAUCAGUCUGGAAAAUUAUGUGCAUGUUUGCAUGGGUUUAUUGAGAUACUGGAUGUGAAAUAUCUAGAAAGACACUCAGAAAAUUGCUAAAUGUUGUUCCCUUCUGUCUGACCUUAGGAAAAAUGUUACUUAGAGUAUGUGCUAAAAGGUGGAGGGUCUUUCUACAUGACCAGAGUUGCCUGGAGUACUGUGAGAUACAGGAACAAUCUAAGCCUGGUUAAGCUGGGUGGAAGGAGUAGCUCUAAUGGGCUUCAUCUGACUUGAGUUCAUUGUCUCACUUGAUAGUUUCAUGUAUAGAACAUUGUUUGGUAAGGAAACCAGUAAUUGUUUUUUCAAAGUUAAAAUUGUAUUAUUUUUUUCCUCCAAAGGGGCAUAUGCAAGUUGUAGUUUCAUAAAUGCGUAUAUAGACACAAAAAUACCAUGUUCAUGUCCUUUUAAGUGAUUAUAUGGUGGUUUCUACAGAUUAACACCUAUGUUACCAAAAAAAAAGAUUAUUUGUCUAAAAUGUUUGGGCUUUUUAAAGUGUUGGAAAAUAAAAUAUUAAUUAGAGCAACUUCAAA
Messenger RNA from Ochotona princeps (American pika), 2255 nucleotides. RefSeq names its product RNA polymerase II subunit M (gene POLR2M). Gene Ontology annotation, biological process: maintenance of ER location; intracellular signal transduction; transcription elongation by RNA polymerase II. Gene Ontology annotation, molecular function: transcription elongation factor activity. The coding region runs from base 146 to 1255 and encodes 369 amino acids. Gene Ontology annotation, cellular component: nucleus; nuclear envelope; intracellular anatomical structure. The transcript has 4 exons. Lineage: Eukaryota; Metazoa; Chordata; Mammalia; Lagomorpha; Ochotonidae. The record is from RefSeq and is a predicted model, not a curated record.